AUGUCGAAUCGAAAGCUACAGAAGGAGGUUGAAACUGUCUUUAAGAAGAUUCAUGAAGGCGUGGACCUAUUUAAUUACUACUUCCAGCGACAUGAAGCGUCCAGUAAUGACUCACAGCGAGAAAAACUAGAAGCGGAUCUCAAGAAAGAAAUCAAGAAGCUUCAAAAGUUCCGAGAUCAGAUCAAGACAUGGCAAGGGAACGACUCUCUAGAAACGACAAUCGCUCCUCAAAAGCUACAAGAGCAUAGACGACUUGUUGAAGAAGCAAUGGAGUGCUAUAAGGAGGUUGAGAAGACAUCAAAAAUGAAAUCAUACUCCAAUCAGUCCAUUAUGCUUGCAGCUUUGAAUGACAACGAACAAGAGCUCACUUCGGAGGCACGAGAAGCAGUUGAUUUUCUUGUAGAAAUUGAAGAAGAUCUUCAAGAUCAAAAUGAGAAGUUAGAUGAAGAAUAUGAGAAGCUCUCGCAGAAGAAAGUCAGAAAGAACAACCUGCUGGCUAUCGAAGAAAGAAAGCUGGAACUUGAAAGUUUCAAGUCUAGAAACGAGUUUCAUCUCGAAAAGAUCCUGGGCUUGCUACAAUUUCUUAAAGCUGGCAAACUAGCGGGUGAGCUGGUCAUGACGAUUCAAGAAGACUUAAACUUUUAUGUUGAGUCAAAUCAGGAGCCAGACUUCAUGGAUGAUGAAACGAUGUACGAUGAACUCUAUAAAGAAGCCAAAGAAAAUCAUGAGAACAAUAUAAAUGUUAACGGUGGUGCUGCAGAAGAAUCCUUUGAUUUGAGCCUAUCAAACGGUCACGACAGUCAUGAGCAUGAAGCCAGCACGGAAUCUUCAAUACCGAGUAGCGCAAAGCGCAAGGCGACAUCAUCGUCGCCGCCUUCACAGGAUGUAACACCGCUGACAUCGCAACAUUCACAAGAUUUACCGACUAAGAACGAUAAGACACCAAAGUCAAAACAAGCUACGAAGAGCGAGCCCUCGGAGACAUCUAGUCCGGCAUUCAUCACCACUCUUAAACCAGCAUCGACACCUUCAAAGCCAGUUGGUGCCUUGAAGUGGUCUCUUGCUGCUGCCGGUGCUUCCAAAGCAUCGGAGAGCCUUGACAGUUCUGAUCAAACUCCUGAGAAACCUGAUAGCGAAUACGAUACAAAGGGCACCACAAAUAGUAUUGCUAAGACUAAAUCAACGCCUAUGCCUGGACAUGACGAAAGCAAUGCAUCAGCUGAGUUACUUUCGCUUCUAACGAAGAACGAUGAGUUCAGUGCUCAUUUUGAGGUCUUAAAGAAUGCCAACUUAGCUUCUGUCGAAUUGGAGACAUUUAGUGAUGUAAACCUCUUACGGGCACCCAUUGGAGUUCAAGAUUUCGUGACGAGUCUCGUCGCAAACAACAAGGCUGACGACUCGUGCAAACUCUUGCAAAAAUCUUCGAAAUUUGAGCCAUUUACUUCGAAAUCAUUUGUGAAACCCUAUCAGUUCGAAGGAUUGUACCCAAACGCAGCGACCCCUGAGUCUCAAGUUGUUAGAGCCCCUCUAUUUUUGAGUAAACUUCAAAACCAAUGGGGAUGUAUAAGAGCUCUUAACGGCUUUAAUCAGUACGCUCAAGAGAUCGAAGCUCUUGAAAUACAGCGUACCCCAGAGAGCACGCCACUUGUGAAUGAAAUGACCAUGGUGUUGUUUUAUGGUUAUUACUAUGGUUACUUACCCUUGGAAAAUAUCGUGGCUGAAGCUCUCUUGCACAGACUUGGAUGGAAGCCAUAUGGGUUAACUCCACAGACGAAUGCCCAAACAGGAUUAGCCACGAACAAUAGGCAACCGCAGUUUUGGUUCAAACCCAUCAACAACGAAGCAUUGCUAGGUAAGGACCAAAAGAUUCCUGAAGCUGGAGAUUUUCGUGUCUUUGAUGUUAUGCUGUGGGAAGUCUAUGUCAAGUAUGGUUUCAAGUACGAUCCUCGCUUGAGCCGAUCGCAUCCAGUCACUAGUUUGAUUUGA
Messenger RNA from Candidozyma auris, 1986 nucleotides. It is a transcript of the gene NOT3, whose product is annotated as CCR4-NOT core subunit NOT3. The record is from RefSeq and is a predicted model, not a curated record. The transcript has 2 exons. Gene Ontology annotation, biological process: regulation of DNA-templated transcription. Gene Ontology annotation, cellular component: nucleus. Lineage: Eukaryota; Fungi; Ascomycota; Pichiomycetes; Serinales; Metschnikowiaceae. The coding region runs from base 1 to 1986 and encodes 661 amino acids.